This is a messenger RNA of Solea senegalensis (Senegalese sole), 2561 nucleotides long. RefSeq names its product cytoskeleton associated protein 2-like (gene ckap2l). Gene Ontology annotation, cellular component: centrosome; cytosol; mitotic spindle. NCBI's taxonomy places the organism in Eukaryota, Metazoa, Chordata, Actinopteri, Pleuronectiformes, Soleidae. The record is from RefSeq and is a predicted model, not a curated record. The transcript is spliced from 9 exons. The coding region runs from base 307 to 2373 and encodes 688 amino acids.
CAAAACAGGAUGCGCGAGUUGCUCUGUUGUUUUGGAGUGAGCAGUUAAACUUACCGUCAGCUACUAACAUUUUAAAACAAAAUAGAUAUAUAUUUAAAAGGGAUAUUUAAAUAAGUUAUUUUGGCAACGUCUAAAGAAGAAACUGAAGUGCUACAGCAAUGGAAGAGGGAGAGACCGUGUCACAUCUGUCCCGAAAGGAGCUGCGUAAACAGAAGUUAAUGGAAUAUUUGGCAGAAAAGGGACGACUGAAACUGCCCAACCCUAAUUUCACUCCCUAGACCUUACCUCCGCGACGUUAACCAUGUGAUGAAGCCUGGGAUAUCUUCGCAAAAGGAUUUUAAGGGGAAAGAGAACAAAGGUCUAUCCGACAUAUUCAAGCAUGAGACCACAACAAUUCCAACUCUGGUUACUCAAGCCACAAAGCACCCUGUUAGGAAAGCAUUCGGUAUCACUAACAAAGUGAAUGUCAAAGGCAGCAUUGUGACUGGACUGCCAAAUGGCAAAUGUCCAUCUGCAAAUAGGGGCUCCAUACAACCACAAUUUAAUCGGAACUCAGUGCUCACUGGGAUGAACACCGCUGUGCCCCCCAAAUAUAAUCCUAAUACAGCCAGCCACUUUAAGAAGCAAUCAAACAGAGGAAUGCACUCUUCUUGCAGAGCUUCUUCAAAAGCAGAUUCUAAUAGCAGAUUGUCGAGCUGUAUAAGUCUUGGCCCGACUGUCAAAACAAAAACAGGACUCAUCCCUGCAGUGACUCAGCCAAGAAAUGUGAACAAAUUUGUGACACAGACCUUUUCCACAGCAGCCAAUAAAUCUGAAACCAUUAUGCAAUCAAGCAACUCAUCAGUCUCUUUUUCCCAGAGGCCCAUCAGGGCCAAGAAGAAAACACUUUGUUCCACUACUCUGAACAUCCCUGUCAACAAAAGAAUAACAGUUUCUUCAACUAAAAUACAAGACAAUAAAGUUCAAGAUCAGACCAAGGCUAAUUCAAAACCACUCCUGGGUAAACCUCAGCUUUCUUGUAAGGCUCAGUUAUCAAUUGGACUCAAAUCGGUGGCCUCCAAGUGCAGAUCAGAACCUAUUAAGCCAGAUAGGCGAGAGGGGAGUUCUAUAACUAACAGAACCGUUGGUAUGCCCACAGACAGGUUAGCAAAACAGAAGUUUGAAGACGGAGAGGAGAAAAAUGGAAAGCCACUCAAACUUCCCACUCAAAAGUGCAGUGUGAGAGCAGCCGGGGUUACACGUGCUGUUGUGGCUGAACUGGGAGAGAAAAGCAAGACAAGUAAGGAUACUCGAGGCAAAAAGGGACAUGGUUCAGCAAAUGUCCCUCCACAACAGGCUAAUGUAAACAAAACAGGUGCUCCUUUGAUGUCUAAGCCUGCUAGGAACAUCAGUCAUACAGGCCCAACCACAAACAUGAAGACACCAAAGGUACCAGUCAGGGUCAUUCCUCAGACUGAAGUGAAGAAACUGACUGCUGCCCAAGAGGAAAGAAUGCGAAAACUGAAGGAGUGGCGGGAAGCCAAGGGGAUAUCCUACAAACGCCCUCCAAUGCCAGUGAAACCUCCAGUGAGGCACACUAUUGCUGUGCCUCAUCCUUUCUGGACUGCCAUGAAGGAGGAAGAUGACGCCCACUCCCUGAUCUGUGCUGUAGACAGGUCACUGGCCGACUGUAUCAAAUUGCUCAGAGAGGGUUGCCCUCCAGACCAGGUGAAGGAGGUUCUUUCACGGCUGCCGACUAUGUCCCAGAAGUUUGCAAAAUACUGGAUAUGUCAGGUCCGCCUAAUGGAGCGAGAGGGCAAACUAGAUGUCCUGCCCAUGUUUGAAGAAGCUGUUCGUGUUGUGUUGGAGCCUGUAGAUGAGUUGCGGUCUGUGGUGUUUGAGAUCCUGAAGAAAAAAGACAUGAUGCAAGCAUCUGAAGCAAAUGAGAAAGAGGGGGACCAAAUCCCAACAGCUGAGAGCUCUCCUGAGUUUAGCCACAACCCAGUGACGACCCCUAAACCUGUAAAAGUCUUCAUCUCUGGGGAAAAAGGAGACUCGUCUGUAGUCAAGUAUAAGAUCACAGCAACUCCUGGUGGCCCACCAAGCCAACAGAGAGAACCAGCGCGGGUCAACGGCCAGGAGAUUCGCUUUUUCACUCCAGUUAGGCGCUCGCUGCGAAUUGAGAGAGCCUCGCUCCGAUAUCCUGUGUCCCUCCAGGACCAUGAUGUCUGCGUAGCCUCCUACAGUGACCUGAUCCUUGAGGAGGAGAAAGAGAAAAAUGAUGGGGUGAAGGGAAGUGAAACAAGCCCAUCUGUUAAUGACACGGCAAUGUAUAUCUACAGGCAGAACGAAGCACUGAAAGACAAGGUGCUGGUCAAACUCGUCUAUGAUUAAAUUUGACCAGUUUUGUAGCUGAGUCAAAAUUCUUAUGAUCUGUCAAUGUUCUGAGGUAUUUUCCACAAAAUAAGUUUUAUGAAGUGGUUAUUUUCAAAAGUUGGGUUUCUCACACUUAGGUCAUAUUUAAUUACUCCCAACUAUAGUGUACAUGUUCAUAAAAAAUAAACAUUUGUUUUUACUACCCA